Nannospalax galili (Upper Galilee mountains blind mole rat) is the source of this 1024-nucleotide messenger RNA. RefSeq names its product olfactory receptor 2K2. Gene Ontology annotation, cellular component: membrane. Gene Ontology annotation, biological process: G protein-coupled receptor signaling pathway. The transcript has a single exon. NCBI's taxonomy places the organism in Eukaryota, Metazoa, Chordata, Mammalia, Rodentia, Spalacidae. The record is from RefSeq and is a predicted model, not a curated record. The coding region runs from base 78 to 1004 and encodes 308 amino acids. Gene Ontology annotation, molecular function: G protein-coupled receptor activity; olfactory receptor activity.
AUGAACAUUACAUUUAUUUAUAUCUUCAGAUGAAAUGAAGAGAAUGUUACUAGAAUAAUCACAUCUGAAUAAAGGAAAUGCAAGGAGAAAAUUUCACUGUUUGGAGAAUUUUUAUCCUGGAGGGAUUUUCCCAGUACCCAAGGUUAGAGAUUGUUCUGUUUGUCAUCAGCCUUGUAAUGUAUCUGGUUACCCUCCUGGGUAAUAGCACUCUUAUUUUAAUCUCUGUCCUGGAUUCACGCCUUCAAACCCCCAUGUACUUGUUCCUUGGAAACCUCUCCUUCAUGGAUAUCUGUUACACAUCUGCUUCUAUUCCUACUUUGCUGGUGAACUUGCUGUCAUCCCAGAAAACCAUUAUCUUCUCUGGGUGUGCUGUACAGAUGUACCUGUCCCUUUCCAUGGGCUCCACAGAGUGUGUGCUUCUGGCUGUCAUGGCCUAUGACCGUUACGUAGCCAUCUGCAACCCACUGAGGUACCCCAUCAUCAUGAACAGGCAAGUCUGUGUGCAGAUGGCCACUGUCUCCUGGGUAACAGGCUGUCUGACCGCCCUGCUGGAAACCAGUUUUGCCCUGCAGAUUCCAUUCUGUGGGAAUCUCAUCGAUCACUUCACAUGUGAAAUUCUGGCAGUGUUAAAAUUAGCUUGCACGAGCUCACUUCUCAUGGACAUGGUUAUGCUGGUGGUCAGCAUCCUCCUCCUGCCCAUUCCCAUGCUCUUGAUUUGCGUCUCUUACGCCUUCAUCCUGUCUACUAUUCUGAGAAUCAGCUCAGCAGAGGGAAGAAAGAAAGCUUUUUCUACUUGUGGUGCACACUUGACUGUGGUGAUCUUAUAUUAUGGGGCUGCCCUCUCCAUGUACCUGAAACCCUCCUUGUCAAACUCACAAGAAAUAGACAAAAUCAUCUCGCUACUUUAUGGAGUGCUUACCCCUAUGUUGAACCCCAUAAUCUACAGUUUAAGAAACAAAGAAGUAAAAGAUGCUGUGAAGAAACUGCUGGGCAAGUACCAUUGACAUCAAGCACACGAACAUCU